Molecule: messenger RNA, 1224 nt
Organism: Eucalyptus grandis
Lineage: Eukaryota; Viridiplantae; Streptophyta; Magnoliopsida; Myrtales; Myrtaceae
Product: peroxidase 57
Exons: 2
Coding region: 66-1034 (322 amino acids)
Biological process (GO): response to oxidative stress; hydrogen peroxide catabolic process
Cellular component (GO): plant-type cell wall; plasmodesma
Molecular function (GO): peroxidase activity; heme binding
Source: RefSeq, a predicted model, not a curated record
ACCGAGAACCACGAGUGUCUUUCACUCCAUACACCAUUCGCUGGGUUAUUAGCUUAAGGACGCUAAUGGUGUGCAAGAUGAAGAACGUAGUACUCGUGCUUCUCUUCGUUCUUCCCCUCGCGUUGGCUGAUUUGAGGGUUGGCUUCUACAAUUCCACCUGCCCGCAAGCAGAAUCCAUCGUGAGGCAAGUCAUUCAGAAGAGAUUCGGAGCCGAUCGAUCAAUCACUGCCGCCUUGCUUCGCAUGCAUUUUCACGAUUGUUUCGUGAGGGGCUGUGAGGCAUCCAUCCUCAUCGACUCCACCGCCAAGAAGCCAUCGGAGAAAACCGCUGGGCCGAACUUCUCUGUGCGAGGAUAUGACAUCAUUGAUGAAGCCAAGAAGAGCCUUGAAGCCGCAUGCCCUUCGACCGUCUCUUGCGCUGACAUCAUCACGCUGGCAACACGAGACUCCGUGUUCCUCGCCGGAGGGCCCAGCUACAAUGUCCCUACCGGAAGGCGGGACGGUCUGGUUUCAAACCCGGAUGAAGUGGACUUGCCGGCACCCUCAUUAUCGGUAUCUGAGGCGCUACAAGCUUUCACGGCUAAAGGGUUUACACUCACUGAAAUGGUGACUCUUCUGGGCGGCCACUCCGUCGGAGUCGCUCACUGUGGCUUGUUCGAAGACCGCCUUUCGAAUUUCCAAGGCACUGGAGCUCCAGAUCCAACGAUGGACUCGAGCUUGGUCGCGAAGCUAAAGGGCAUCUGCGGGAACUCGACAAGCAACGACCCCACCGCGUUUUUGGACCAAAGCACGUCGUUCAUUAUGGAUAACCAGUUCUACAAACAAAUUAUGCAGAAGAAAGGGGUGUUACAAAUCGACCAGGAGCUCGCCGUGGACAAAUCUAGCGCCGGCAUUGUUUCUAGGUUCGCGUCAGACGCGAACAGUUUCAAGACGAGCUUCGCUAGUGCGAUGGUGAAGAUGGGAAAUGUCCAGGUUCUCACUGGGAAUGCCGGAGAGAUAAGGAGGAAUUGCCGGGCCUUCAAUCAGCCCAAGUAAUGAUACGUUGCUAUAGGGGAAUAAUUUCUUCACUUGAUUGAAAAUACCAAUUCCAUAAUCCGGUUCGGGAAUGGAUUUCUGUAUGCUAGCUUCUUUAUUUACUUAAGACGGGUAUUUCUGUAGGGGAAUGCAUUGACUUUGAAUUCACUGUGGAUCAAGUAUUAAUUUUGAAGAAAGAGCUUAUAUUGAA